AUUCUAGUUGUAGUUGGAGGUCAGGCUCCUAAGGCAAUUCGUAGUGUUGAGUGUUAUGACUUUAAAGAGGAGAGAUGGUACCCUGUAUCAGAGUUACCAACUCGUCGAUGCCGUGCAGGAGUCUCUGUAUUGAAUGGUUGUGUCUAUGCCGUUGGAGGUUUUAAUGGCUCCUUGCGAGUACGAACAGUAGAUGUGUAUGAUCCACUUAGAGAUCAGUGGGCUCAAGCACCAAGUAUGGAAGCCCGUCGCAGCACGCUUGGAGUGUCAGUCCUGAACAAUAUGAUUUUUGCAGUGGGUGGCUUUGAUGGUUCAAUUGGGUUAAACAGUGCAGAAUGCUAUGAUUUGAGAACAGGAGAGUGGAGGAUGGUAGCACCAAUGAGCACCAGGAGAAGUAGUGUUGGAGUUGGUGUCUUAAAUGGUUUGCUUUAUGCAGUGGGUGGUUAUGAUGGGGCAUCUCGACAGUGCCUAAGUUCGGUGGAAUGUUACAACCCGGAAACAGAUACCUGGUCCUUGGUGGCAGAAAUGUCUGCUCGGCGAAGCGGAGCUGGAGUUGGUGUGCUUGAUGGACUUCUGUAUGCAGUAGGAGGACAUGAUGGUCCCCUGGUGAGAAAGAGUGUUGAAUGUUUCAGUCCAGAAACGAAUUGUUGGGUACCUGUUGCUGACAUGAUGAUGUGUAGAAGAAAUGCUGGGGUAAUAGCCAUGGACGGCCUCCUGUACGUAGUCGGGGGAGACGAUGGUUCUUCUAAUCUUGCUUCUGUUGAGUUCUACAACCCGAAGCUAGAUUCCUGGUCGAUGCUCCCUGCCUUCAUGACAAUAGGACGCAGCUAUGCUGGAGUAGCUAUUAUUGAUAAACCCAUGUGACUAGCGCUGUUUUCUAGACUUGUGUUAAAAGAUUCAUAAAAACCAGUAAACAGUUUUAGCUGGAUUAUUCAGAAGAAUACCGUGUUUUGUGUAGUCGGGUUCUUCAGAGUUCUGUGUGGUGAGUAAUGUUUCCCAUGAACCACACAUUUUACAAUCUAGAAAAAAAAAACGGUUGAAAAUCUUAAUUCAAGCAAGUUUCUUCACUAAAGAUAAAAAAAUUUCUCUUUUGUUAUUUGUUGUAUUGCUUUUUAAGUAAUCUGAAAUUAUUUGCUUUCAGAUUUUAACUAAUUGUUGCAACCGUUAGGGUUAUAUGAACUGAAUACUUUGUAUUACUCAUUGUUAGUUGUUUGUCGUUGGUGUAAAGUAAAUAAGAUUGAACAAGAAUCACCAUCUGAAAAGAUAGAAAUGUUCUCUGUGAUAUAUGUAUGUAUCUCCAUAAAUAACGUUAACAAAAAUAUUAAAACAACUUGUAACUUCUGUUAGACUGUUUGAAUAACAGUUGAGUCAAUAUACAUAUAUAUAUGUCUGAGUGUAUGUAUAUACAUAUUGUUGGGGGCAGCAUGACUCGGUGGCUUCAUGCUUUGGACUACUAUUUGGAUGGUUAUGAGUUCGAGACUGGCUCCUGUCAUGCUUUUGUGUCCUUGAUCAGUACAUUUUCCACCUAUUGUUUCAGUUUACCCAGCUGUAUGAAGAAUACCAGCUGUUAGCUGGUGGGGUUAACCUUUGAUGGUCUGGCACCCCUUCCAGGGGGGAAUGUAUUAUCAUUCUCAUCUGGUUGUGCCGGUUAAGCCAGAGUUCAGAACCGGAGCCUGUGUGCCGUCUGGGCAUGUGAGGGGUUUGACCUUGAAUUUCAUAUAUAUUGGCAUUAAAAACAAAUGACUGUUGUUUUUAUAAAAGUUAAGUUUUUUAAAAGUGGAUCUGAAAACAUUGAGAAAUUAUUUGAUUCUGUACCAGUUGAAAGUUAGAAUAUUGUUUUAUCAAGUUUUAUUUAUCAAAUAUUUUGCCCCAUGAAAAUGGUGAUGGAACACGGGUGACUAACAACUUAACUUACCAAAGUUAAAAUUCACAGUGACAGUACUAUCUGCUUCUGGUAGAGUGGAUUUCAUGAAACACAGAAUAUUGAUUAUUUAGUAAAGUACUUAGUUUUUCAGCUAUAUUACAUUAUUGUAGUGAAAAACCAAAAAUUUUGGGUCGUGCAAAGACAAUGACAUUUAUAGUAGGAUAUUCUAGAUUUCUGGCAAAGUUUAUCCUAGUAUGAUUAAAUUAUUGUUGCUUUUACAAUGAGGAAAAAAAAGGUGUGAGAUUCUAUCGGAGAAAGAGCGGUGAGGAUACUGCUGUUAGUUCAGAUUGUUAAUCUAAAAGUUUCUUACUUCAUAGUAAAGGCCAGAAUGUUGUAGCACACCAUUCAUGUUGUUGAAAAAACAGAUGUUACUUUGCAGCUUAAAACAUGUAGUAAUAACUUUUAGUGAUAAAAACUAGUUAUUGGAUAUAGAAAUGCAGCCUAAUAUCUAGGAGGAUAUAGAAACACAGCCUCAAUAUCUAGGAGGGUAUAGAAACACAGCCUAAUAUCUAGGAGGGUAUAGAAACACAGCCUUAAUAUCAAGGAGGGUAUAGAAACACAGCUUUAAUAUCUAGGAGCAUAUAGAAACAAAGCCUAAUAUCUAGGAGAGUAUAGAAACACACCUUUAAUAUCUAGGAGGGUAUAGAAACACAGCCUAAUAUCUAGGAGGAUAUAGAAACAAAGCCUAAUAUUUAGGAAGGUAUAGAAACACAGCCUAAUAUCUAGGAGGGUAUAGAAACACAGCCUAAUAUCUAGGAGGAUAUAGAAAUGUAGCCUACUAUCUAGGAGGAUAUAGAAAUGCAGCCUACUAUCUAGGAGGGUAUAGAAACGCAGCAUAAUAUCUAGGAGGGUAUAGAAACGCAGCAUAAUAUCUAGGAGGGUAUAGAAACACAGCCUAAUAUCUAGGAGGAUAUAGAAACACAGCCUACUAUCUAGGAGGGUAUAGAAACACAGCCUAAUAUCUAGGAGGAUAUAGGAAACAACAUAAUAUCUAGGAGGAUAUAGAAAUGCAGCCUACUAUCUAGGAGGGUAUAGAAACGCAGCAUAAUAUCUAGGAGGGUAUAGAAAUGCAGCAUGUAGUGGAGGAUGUGAGGAAAUUUGUUCAUCCUUAGAAGUUCAUCCAAAAAAUUAACUUUUGUGUGUAGCUGGUUUGAGGCUACAGAAUACAAGCCUCUGGAGUAUAAAUAUUGUACAAUAGAAAUAGCCGAUUUUACUGUUGACAACAAAAAUGUAAAUUAAUUGUUUGAUUUGGGGGGAAAAGCUAGUAAUUUAGGGAUUCUUUUUUUUGCCAUCUUUGCAUGUGAUGGAUAUAUAUACACACACACGUAAAUGGACUAUUAUUUUUAUGUGAUGGAUGUAUAUAUACACACACAAAAAUGGACUAUUAUUUGUAUGUGAUGGAUAUAUACACACACAUAAAUGGACUAUUAUCUGUAUGUGAUGGAUAUAUAUAUACAUAUAAAUGGACUAUUAUUUGUAUGUGAUGGAUAUAUAUAUACACACUAUAAAUGGACUAUUAUCUGUAUGUGAUGGAUAUAUACACACACAUAAAUGGACUAUUAUCUGUAUGUGAUGGAUAUAUACACACACAUAAAUGGACUAUUAUCUGUGUGUGAUGGAUAUAUAUACACACAUAAAUGGACUGUUAUCAUUAUUGAUCUUCAUCAAUCAACUGUAAGUUUUGUAAUUUGUUCAUGUAUACAAAUUGUAUUACCUUUCACCUCCAAUGUAUUUUGGAAGUUAAAGAACAACAACGUUGGUUUGCUGUAAGAUUUUACUCCAAACUGGCCAUCUCCACUAAGAGUACUUAAUAUACACAGACUUCUUGAAGUGUGUAUAGUAAUUGUAUGUAGAAUGUGUUUAUGAAUUGUAUAUUAUAUGCUAUUAUUGUUUUUUUAUAACACUGUUGUACCACUUAGGAUCUGAGUGUGGUAUAAAUAUCUUCAGGAUACUGGAACGUACCUAACUGUAGCCUUUCUUACGUCAAGAUCUCUCCCAUGUAUUUUUAUGUAGAAAGUAAAGUGUGGAGAAAUGAGGUGAUGAAAAUUAUAUAGGAUUUAAAAUUUGGAACCUCGUGAUUUAAAUAAGUAUUUUCACAAUCAGGCUCCCAAGAGGAACACUGAAUAUGGUUUCUUAUGUAAUUUAAUUCUUAUAUAUAUAUGUUUGUGUGUGUGUGUAUUUAUUAAUUGUACAAUACUCUCAACAAUGCCACAUGAAAACACACAUGUUAAGUGUGUUACCCCUUUGUCUAGACGUUUUUUAAACAGUUACGUACAGUCUGUGUAUGUAGAAAGUUGAUUACUCAUAAGCACUAUGUGUGAGUUAUAUAACAGACUCUAAUCUGAAGUGAUAGUUAUGGUACAGACUUGAUAUCAUUGAAUUGUUUUUGAUAAAUUGGAAUUCCUGCCAAGCUUCAACUUAGUGUAAUUGUUUCAGAUCUAGUGUAACUGUAUUGUCUACAAAUACAGUGUUAAAAAAGUGUCUACAGAAACACGAAGGAAGCCUUGUUACCAUGAUAAUAAAACUAGAUUGAAUUGUAUGUGUAUGGCAACACUCAUAAUUACUGAAUACAAACACUGAUAUCACACAUUUGUUAUGGAAAUUCAAGAACACAGAAAGAAAAAAACUUGCAAGAUUUAUCGACUUAACUUAUCAAAACCAAUGGGAAAUUUAUUAUAAGUAAAUGAAAGGUGAUAAUAGAUGUAAGUUGUGAUAAGUUUUUAAUUCUAGUGACUACUCAAAAUUCAGGUAGAUUCUCUACCUUGCUUGGAGACUGACCAGUCUUUUAUCUUUCUCUACCUUGCUUGGAGACUGACCAGUCCUUUAUCUUUCUCUACCUUG
Molecule: messenger RNA, 4762 nt
Organism: Limulus polyphemus (Atlantic horseshoe crab)
Lineage: Eukaryota; Metazoa; Arthropoda; Merostomata; Xiphosura; Limulidae
Product: kelch-like protein 2
Exons: 4
Molecular function (GO): protein binding
Source: RefSeq, a predicted model, not a curated record